AUGCUUCUAGUUGGAAGCCUCGUUGUCCUCUGUGGGCUGCUGGCCCAGAGUUCAGCCCAGCUGGCUUAUCCCUUACCCCUAAGCUAUGACCUGCCCACAUCUGCGGGUUACUGCCGGUCCUUGUACCUGGACCAGAACCUCCCAUCCUACACUGUGACUCCAGUUGUAACAACAUACCCUACACACCUUAUUGCUGCAAACUUCAGAAAUGCUUUUAGCCAAGGUUUGCUGUCUGGGGGCAUCCUGGGCUUUCUGGAACACAUGCCUCUCCUGAGCUACGUAAGACCUGCAGGAAACAACGUCGGUGGUCUAGUCGGGGUGAUUGGAAGAGUGAUUUCCUCAAUCCCAAUCCUGAACAACAUCCUUGACAUAAAAGUCACCAAUCCCCAGCUGCUGGAACUCGGUCUGGUGCAGAGCUAUGACUUCCACCGCCUCUACGUCACUAUCCCUCUGGGCUUUGAUCUCAAAGUGAACACACCCCUGGUUGGAAAACUGUUGGAGUUCGCUGUGAAGCUGGAUCUCACUGCAGAAAUCUACGCUGUGAGAGACAUUCAAGGGAGGAGCCGCCUGGUCAUUGGUGACUGCAUUAACUCUCCUGGCAGCUUGCGUAUCACACUGCCUAAAGGACUCAAUCUACUUCAAAACCUGGUAGACAGCCUCACAGACAUCUUGACUAAAGUCAUUCCUGGCCUGGUACAGGGCGUGGUGUGUCCUGUGGUCAGUGGAAUCCUCAGCCUCUUGGAUAUCACCCUGAUGCAUGAUGUUGCUGACUUGCUGCUGCAUGGCGUACAAUUUGUCAUUAAGGUCUAA
Messenger RNA from Arvicola amphibius (Eurasian water vole), 810 nucleotides. RefSeq names its product BPI fold-containing family A member 5-like. The record is from RefSeq and is a predicted model, not a curated record. The coding region runs from base 1 to 810 and encodes 269 amino acids. Gene Ontology annotation, molecular function: lipid binding. The transcript has 8 exons. Gene Ontology annotation, biological process: immune response in nasopharyngeal-associated lymphoid tissue; negative regulation of single-species biofilm formation in or on host organism; antibacterial humoral response. NCBI's taxonomy places the organism in Eukaryota, Metazoa, Chordata, Mammalia, Rodentia, Cricetidae.